GGGCUCAACGACGAUGCCGCUGAGUGUGCUCCUGCGCACGUGCAGGUCGGCAAGGUGAAGUCAGUGAGCUGCGGGCUCUUCCACUGGGCGGCGAUCAGCGAGGAAGGAAAGCUCUUCACGUGCGGACGAGCUGAUGCUGGACGACUGGGAAGGAGCUUAGAGGACGUCAAGAUGACGCCAGCGUUCCGCAGCUACGCACAAGAAGCAGGAGAGGUUGAUCUGCAUGGGUUCGCUGCUGCUGUUGUCGCUGCCGGUGGCCUGCACUCGCUGGUGGUGCUGCAAGGAGGAGAGCUGCUGGCGUUCGGGUUCGGGGCGUGGGGUCAACUCGGGCUGGGGCACAUCAGGGGGAUGGAGAACUUGGACAACGCGAUGACGCCCAAGUGGGUGAAGGGAGUGAAGGAGGUUCGUGAGGCGUCGGCUGGAGGAGCUCACUCGGCUGCCAUCGAUGGCGAUGGGCGCCUGUACACGUGGGGCAGGAACGAAACUGGGAGGCUCGGCUACGUCAGCGACGCAUUCAUCCAGAACGUGCCGAAGGAGGUGGAGGUGGAGGGAGGCGAGAGGUUCAAACUGGUGACAGCAUCCGCGUACCAGACCUUCGCUGUGUCCUCCAAGGACGAGCUGUGGAGUUGGGGCAGCGGAUCCAACGGAGAGCUCGGUCUCGGGGAGAAGAAGACUGUCUUUACUCCCAACCGUGUCGUCGCGCUGGCAGGAGAGAGAGUCACGGCAGUCGCUGCUGGCGCCUUCCAUGCUGCCGCUGCCACUGCCAACGGCGACAUCCUCGUGUGGGGUGCAGGAGCUGACGGGCAGCUGGGCCUUGGGGAGGGCGUGACCUCCGCGCUGGAACCGACGCGAGUCAGCGGGCUGCCGAGGAUGCGGACGGUGGCGUGCGGGAGCAUGCACACGGUCGCGGUGUCGGAGGACGGAGAGGUCUUCUGCUGGGGA
This is a messenger RNA of Guillardia theta CCMP2712, 942 nucleotides long. RefSeq lists its product as hypothetical. The annotation marks the transcript as partial. The transcript has a single exon. The record is from RefSeq and is a predicted model, not a curated record. Lineage: Eukaryota; Cryptophyceae; Pyrenomonadales; Geminigeraceae.